Osmia lignaria (orchard mason bee) is the source of this 1307-nucleotide messenger RNA. RefSeq names its product vesicle-associated membrane protein 7 (gene Vamp7). The record is from RefSeq and is a predicted model, not a curated record. Gene Ontology annotation, biological process: exocytosis; vesicle fusion. Gene Ontology annotation, cellular component: membrane; SNARE complex. NCBI's taxonomy places the organism in Eukaryota, Metazoa, Arthropoda, Insecta, Hymenoptera, Megachilidae. Gene Ontology annotation, molecular function: SNARE binding; SNAP receptor activity.
AUUGAUGUUAGUCACUGCUAGAAGUUGACAAUGAUCAACUGUCAUGUGCUAGUGAUAAUCGUACAAGUUGAUUUAGGAAAGUUUUUGAUUCCUGUGUUUUGAUUCCUUAAAAUUGUUUUCGAUAAACUGACAAUUUGUUUAUCGAUCUCAUUGUUUACAAAUGCGACAUCGAAAAGAAAAUCUUUACUAAUUUUAAAGUCAGCGCCGAGAAAAUUACACGAUUAUUAUCCUAUUUUCGUCGCGUAAGGCCCUAGUUAUUGAGUAUUCAUCAUGCCAAUUUUAUACAGUGUGGUGGCUCGAGGGCCAGUUGUGCUGGCAAAAUAUGCUGCCUGUACAGGAAAUUUUGAGGAAGUGACAGAAAAUAUUCUAGCUAAAAUUCCACCUCAAAAUGAUAGAUUAACAUAUUCACAAGGACCUUAUCGAUUUCAUUACAUCUGUGAAGAUAAUAUUAUUUACAUGUGCAUCACAGAUGAUGAUUUUCAAAAAUCAAGGGCAUUUUUGUACCUUACAGAAAUUAAAAGAAGGUUUAUAGCUGUUUAUGAUCAAGGAGCACAGACUGCAGUGGCAUAUGCAAUGAACUCAGACUUUGCUAGAGUUCUAGCUAAUGAAAUGAAAUAUUACAGUGAGUCUAAUCAGGACAUUGAUGUAUUGUGUAAAGUGCAUGGCGAAUUAGAUGAAUUGAAGGACAUAAUGGUAAAAAAUGUCGAUAAUGUAGCUAUGCGCGGGGAACGAUUAGAGCUUCUCGUAAAUAAGACCGAAAAUUUAACUGCCAAUUCAGUCACAUUUAAGAAAACGAGCAGAAAUUUGGCCCGCUCGCUAUUCUGGAAAAAUGUUAAAAUUUACGUUAUUAUUGGUGUUAUCCUUAUUAUUGUGAUAUACGUUAUCGUGUCUAUGGCUUGCGGAGGCUUAGCUUGGCCAAAAUGUGUUGGAAAUUAAUUGACACGUAUAGGAAUUAGACACGUGUUUCUAAAUGUGAUGAAAAUUGGUUUCGGAGGACUGAAUUGGCGCGAAGAAAUAUUUUUAAAUGGUGCAGAUCUUAUUUCUUGGUUCGCGGCGCGCAUCAGGGAACCGAGAAACGAUGUUCAAUCGUGCAACUUUAUCGGGAAGAAUAUUAUAGAUAUGUAUGUAUAGAGAUAAAUACGUAUAUAACGCUUAUAUUAUUUUAUAUCAUACACUACCAAAAAAUUACCAAUGUCGUCGAUCUUUUCAAACGAUGAAUAUAAUUUUAACGUCACUAGCAUAUAUUGUAUUAUACUAAUAUAUUGUACGAAAAAACAGAAAAGAAUAAAACAGUUCUGGUUCACGAA